UCAUCUCCAAUUGAGAAAGAUUCGCAACCACGUUCUGUGGGUGUCUUCACCAAAGAUGGCAUGAAAACGACGUUUCAAAAAUGGUAUCAGUGGUUUUCUCCUAGUGAUACGCCGGAAGAACGUCGAUUGAUCUUGAAACUGGACGCACUAAUUAUGAUCUUUGCUUUUCUUGCGUAUUGGGCGAAAGUUCUGGAUUCAUCUGCGACAAGUGCGGCAUACGUGAGCGGCAUGAGAGAAGACUUAAAACUAUUCGGAAACGAGCUCAAUUAUCUCAAUACUACCUACAUGGUCGGAUACAUCACCUUGCAGAUACCACUAACGGUGCUUAUGACUCGCUUCUCGGCACAGUACUUCAUCCCUGGUGCCGAUUUCAUAUGGGGCAUACUCACCCUCGCACAGUAUAAAGUCACAAAUGUGCACCAGCUUUAUAUAAUUCGUUUCUUCGUUGGCGCCGCUGGCAGCCUGUUCUUUCCGGCUAUUCAAUGGUAUCUUGGCUGCUGGUAUAAACGCUCUGAGCUAAGCCGACGAGGAUCCCUGUUCUUUAUCGCCAGUCAAAUUGGUAGUAUGAGCUCGGGAUAUAUACAAAGCGGCGCAUACACACAUCUUGAUGGUAGAUAUGGCAUUGAGGGGUGGCGUUGGCUGUAUAUUAUUUGUUUUUCUUGCACAAUCCCAGUCGCUCUUCUUGGAUUUAUUGUUCUACCUGGCCAUCCGGAUAACUGCCAACCUUUUAUUUUAACGAGCAAUGAUAUUCAGCUAGCGCAAGAACGCAUGGCAGCAGAGAAUCGUGAGCCAAGAAAACCAAUGACUCUGUCCGUCAUCAAAUCUGUUCUCACCGGCUGGCAUUUUUGGGUUUUGGUAACCUUCGCCUUCUUCUUUUCGCAGGCUGAUGGCAUUUCUUCUAAUAGUGGUCUCCCACUGUGGCUCAAAGCUGAAGGAUACAGCGUCAAGGAUAUUAAUACGAUAACUACGGUUAUGCCUGCGGUGACCAUUGUGGCUUCGAUUAUCUGUGGGGUUUUUUCAGAUAUAUAUGACGCCAAAGUGUCUCUUAUCGCCAUUACUGCGCUUCUCAACAUUUUAGCAGGUGUACUUCUGGCAGUUUGGAACAUUCCUAAUGGUCUCAAGUUCUUUGCCUUCUUCCUAUCAGGAUCCGCAGAUGGUAUAGCGGCCGUUAUAUACGCAUGGGCAAAUGAGAUUUGCGCCGGCAACGCAGAAGAGCGCGCGAUUGUGAUAAGCAGUAUGAAUACUAUUGGGAAUACAUUUGGCGCGUGGCUGCCAUUAUUUGUCUGGAAGACUGUUGAUGCACCGCGAUAUCUCAUCGGGUAUAAUUGGGCGAUUGCACUUGAUGUGUGCAUGCUCGCCAUGUUAUUCGUGCUUCGGUCAUUCUGGAAUCGCGAGAAAAUUUCAUAG
Molecule: messenger RNA, 1407 nt
Organism: Trichoderma asperellum CBS 433.97
Lineage: Eukaryota; Fungi; Ascomycota; Sordariomycetes; Hypocreales; Hypocreaceae
Source: RefSeq, a predicted model, not a curated record